Phalacrocorax carbo (great cormorant) is the source of this 7453-nucleotide messenger RNA. The record is from RefSeq and is a predicted model, not a curated record. Lineage: Eukaryota; Metazoa; Chordata; Aves; Suliformes; Phalacrocoracidae.
CCAGCGCCUCCCCCCUUCCCCGCCUCCCUCCUCGCCGAGCGCAGCGCCCCGAGCAUGGAGCCUGCCUGAGACGCUCCCUGGGCUCCGGCAGCUGCUGCGGCGGCACAACAUGGAGGCAGCGGCGGCCCCGCCGCUCCCGCUGCUGCUCCUGCUGCGGCUCCUGGCCGCCUCCGUGCUGCGCUGCGAGCCGGGCUCGGCCGGGGCAUCUCCCUUUCUGCUUUUUGCCAACCGGCGGGAUGUUCGACUCGUGGAUGCUGGAGGCACGAAACUGGAGUCCACUGUGGUGGUCAGUGGUUUAGAGGAUGCUGCUGCGGUUGAUUUCCAGUAUUCACAAGGCAUCGUUUUCUGGACCGAUGUGAGUGAAGAAGCCAUCAAGCAAACUUACAUUAACCAAACUGGGAAUGUGGUGCAGAAUGUCAUCAUUUCUGGUCUGGUUUCCCCGGAUGGCCUGGCAUGUGAUUGGAUUGGGAAAAAACUUUACUGGACGGAUUCAGAAACCAAUAGAAUAGAAGUAGCUAAUCUCAAUGGAACAUCUAGAAAAGUCCUCUUCUGGCAAGACCUUGAUCAGCCCAGGGCAAUAGCUUUGGAUCCUGCUCAUGGAUACAUGUAUUGGACUGACUGGGGUGAAACACCCAGAAUAGAACGGGCAGGAAUGGACAGCAGCACACGAAAAAUAAUUGUCGAUUCAGAUAUUUAUUGGCCAAAUGGACUCACGAUAGAUCUUGAUGAGCAGAAACUUUACUGGGCUGAUGCAAAACUGAGUUUCAUUCAUAGGGCAAAUCUGGAUGGUUCCUUUAGACAAAAAGUUGUUGAAGGUAGUCUUACACAUCCGUUUGCACUGACAUUGUCUGGGGACACUUUGUACUGGACGGACUGGCAAACGCGCUCUAUUCAUGCCUGUAACAAAAGGACGGGAGAGAAAAGGAGAGAAAUAUUGUCUGCCUUAUAUUCACCGAUGGACAUCCAGGUCUUAAGUCCAGACCGGCAGCCUUACUUUCACACUCCCUGUGAAGAAAACAACGGUGGUUGCUCCCAUCUGUGCCUGCUGUCUCCAAGAGACCCCUUCUACAGCUGUGCCUGUCCCACUGGUGUGCAGCUAGAAGACGAUGGCAGGACAUGCAAAUCAGGUGCUGAAGAAGUCUUGCUGCUUGCUAGAAGGACUGACUUAAGGAGGAUUUCUCUGGACAUGCCGGAUUUCACUGACAUUAUUCUGCAGAUAGACAAUAUCAGACAUGCAAUUGCCAUAGACUAUGAUCCUGUGGAAGGCUACAUCUACUGGACUGAUGAUGAUGUCCGGGCAAUUCGUCGGGCCUACCUUGAUGGCUCUGGAGCACAGACUCUAGUAACCACAGAAAUCAACCAUCCAGAUGGUAUUGCUGUGGAUUGGGUGGCGAGAAACCUGUACUGGACCGAUACUGGAACAGACCGCAUUGAAGUGACCCGGUUGAAUGGGACAUCAAGAAAGAUCCUUAUCUCAGAAAACUUAGAUGAACCUCGAGCAAUAGUGCUCAAUCCUGUAAUGGGCUACAUGUAUUGGACAGACUGGGGUGAAAGUCCGAAGAUUGAAUGUGCUUAUUUGGAUGGCUCAGAAAGACGAGUUCUGGUGAAUACAUCCCUAGGUUGGCCUAAUGGCUUGGCACUGGAUCUUGAAAAAGACAAGCUUUACUGGGGAGAUGCAAAAACAGAUAAAAUUGAGGUCAUAAAUGUUGAUGGAACAAUGAGGAAAACCCUCCUAGAAGAUAAACUCCCACAUAUAUUUGGGUUCACACUGCUGGGAGAUUACAUCUACUGGACUGACUGGCAGAGACGAAGCAUUGAAAGAGUUCACAAGAUAAAGGCUAGCAGAGACAUCAUUAUUGAUCAGCUGCCAGAUUUAAUGGGGCUUAAAGCAACAAGUGUGACCCAAGUGUUUGGAACUAAUUCAUGUGCAGAGAACAACGGAGGCUGCAGCCAUCUGUGUUUCUUUACACCCCAGGAGACCAGGUGUGCCUGUCCCAUUGGCCUUGAGCUGUUGAGUGACAUGAAGACUUGCAUCAUUCCUGAAGCCUUCUUAGUUUUCACAAGCAGAGCAGCAAUUCAUAGGAUUUCCCUUGAAACCAAUAAUAAUGAUGUUGCUAUUCCUCUUACUGGAGUCAAGGAAGCAUCUGCUCUGGAUUUUGAUGUCUCUGAUAACAGAAUCUAUUGGACUGAUGUUAGUUUGAAGACCAUAAGCCGAGCUUUCAUGAAUGGGAGCUCAGUAGAACAUGUGAUUGAGUUUGGGCUAGAUUAUCCUGAGGGAAUGGCUGUAGACUGGAUGGGAAAGAACCUCUACUGGGCAGAUACGGGAACCAAUCGCAUUGAAGUAGCCCGCCUGGAUGGACAGUAUAGGCAGGUCCUUGUGUGGAAGGACUUGGACAACCCAAGGUCUCUGGCUCUUGAUCCUACCAAAGGAUACAUGUACUGGACUGAAUGGGGAGGUAAACCUAGGAUUGUUCGAGCGUAUAUGGAUGGAACAAACAGCAUCACUUUGGUGGAUAAAGUGGGUCGUGCCAAUGACCUCACUAUUGAUUAUGCAGACCAAAGACUAUAUUGGACUGACUUAGACACAAGCAUGAUUGAGUCAUCAAAUAUGCUAGGACAAGAACGAGAAAUCAUAGCAGAUGAUCUACCUCAUCCAUUUGGAUUAACCCAAUACAGUGACUACAUCUACUGGACAGACUGGAAUCUUCACAGCAUAGAAAGAGCAGACAAGACUAGUGGGAAGAACAGGACACUUAUUCAGGGCCAUCUGGAUUUUGUGAUGGAUAUAUUGGUCUUCCAUUCUUCACGUCAGGAUGGCCUGAAUGAUUGUGUGCAAAAUAAUGGCCACUGUGGUCACUUGUGCCUUGCCAUACCAAACGGAUUUAGGUGCGGCUGUGCUGCUCAUUAUACCUUGGAUCCCAACAGCAGGAACUGUAGUUCCCCUGCCAGCUUCCUGUUGUUUAGCCAGAAAUCUGCAAUCAGCCGGAUGAUACCAGAUGAUCAGCAAAGUCCAGAUAUCAUCCUGCCUAUGCAUGGUCUAAGGAAUGUCAAGUCUAUUGAUUAUGAUCCCUUAGAUAAAUUUAUCUACUGGGUGGAUGGACGUCAGAAUAUUAUCAAAAGAGCAAAAGAUGAUGGCACUCAGCCUUUCACUGUCAUGAGUACUCCCAACCAAAGCCAGAACCCAGAGAAGCAGCCACAUGACCUCAGCAUUGAUAUAUACAGCCAUACUUUGUACUGGACCUGUGAGGCCACAAAUUCAGUCAAUGUCCACAGGCUGAACGGCGAGUCAAUUGGGAUGGUGCUGCGAGGGGAUCAUGACAAGCCCAGAGCCAUUGUAGUGAAUGCAGAGCGAGGGUACAUGUACUUCACCAACAUGCAAGAGCGAGCUCCCAAGAUUGAGCGUGCAGCCCUUGAUGGCACAGAGAGAGAAGUGCUUUUUACAACUGGCUUGAUCCGUCCUGUAGCACUGGUGAUUGACAACAAACUUGGAAAGCUUUUCUGGGUGGAUGCAGAUCUGAAGCGCAUCGAAAGCUGUGACUUGUCAGGUGCUAACCGCGUGACCCUGGAGGACUCUAACAUCCUUCAGCCAAUGGGACUCACUGUACUGGGGAAUCACUUGUAUUGGAUUGAUCGUCAGCAACAGAUGAUUGAGAGAGUGGAGAAAAUGAACGGGUACAAAAGGACUAGAAUUCAAGGCCGAAUUGCUCACCUAACAGGCAUUCAUGCUGUGGAAGAGCUUGAUAUGGAGGAAUUCUCUGUGCAUCCAUGUUCCCGUAACAAUGGUGGGUGUUCGCACAUCUGCAUUGCCAAAGGGGAUGGGACUCCAAGGUGUUCAUGCCCUGAGCACCUUGUGCUUCUACAGAAUCUCUUAACAUGUGGAGAACCUCCAACUUGUUCCCCAGACCAGUUUACCUGUGCAACUGGAGAGAUUGACUGUAUCCCAAUGGCAUGGCGGUGUGAUGGAUUUCCAGAGUGUGAUGACCAGAGUGAUGAAGAUAAUUGCCCCAUAUGCUCUGCAUCCCAGUUCCAAUGUGAGAAAGGACAGUGUAUUGAUGCACACUUGCGGUGUAAUGGAGAAAUUGACUGCCAAGAUAAAUCUGAUGAAGCGGAUUGUGAUACAAUUUGUCUACCCAAUCAGUUCCGAUGUGCAAGUGGACAGUGCAUUCUCCUGAAGCAACAGUGUGACUCCUUUCCAGAUUGCAUUGAUGGUUCUGAUGAACUUAUGUGUGAAAAAACAAAGCCAGCCUCAGAUGAGUCACAGCCACACAGUAGUGCCAUCGGUCCUGUCAUUGGUAUAAUACUGUCACUUUUUGUCAUGGGAGGAAUGUACUUUGUUUGCCAGCGAGUGGUGUGUCAGCGCUAUGCCGGGCCCAAUAGUCCUUUUCCACAUGAGUAUGUCAGUGGCACCCCUCAUGUCCCUCUUAAUUUUAUUGCUCCAGGAAGUUCUCAACAUGGCACUUUCACUGGCAUCUCUUGUGGAAAGUCCAUGAUUAGCUCCAUGAGUCUCAUGGGAGGAAGCAGUGGUGCCCCCUUAUAUGACAGAAACCAUGUUACUGGAGCCUCCUCGAGUAGCUCAUCCAGCACUAAAGCCACUUUCUACCCUCAGAUCUUGAACCCACCUCCUUCCCCAGCUACCGAUCGCUCCCUGUAUAACGCAGAGAUGUUUUAUUCCUCAAACAUUCCUUCAACCACAAGAUCUUACAGGCCAUACCUUAUACGAGGGAUAGCUCCACCCACAACCCCAUGCAGCACAGAUGUCUGUGACAGUGACUAUACUACUAGCCGAUGGAAGACCAACAAAUACUACAUAGAUUUAAAUUCAGACUCAGACCCUUAUCCCCCUCCACCCACACCUCGCAGUCAAUACAUGUCAGCAGAAGAAAGUUGCCCUCCAUCUCCUGCCACGGAACGAAGCUAUUUUCACCUCUAUCCCCCUCCACCCUCUCCUUGUACAGACUCCUCAUGACCUCAACAGAAGGAACUUUUCCUGUAAAUAUUUUAAAAUAUGAACAGAUUUAAAAUAUAUAUUUUAUGAUUUAAAAUCAGGGUGGGAAUUAAAAAAAAGAAAUGUGAAUAAAAAUGGGUGGGAGGGAUGGGGCUGUGAAAAAUUGUACAGAGGAAAAUAUUUAUAAAAUUGAUUUUUUUAACUUAAUUUCCAUUCUUUUGUGCCAUAUUUGCCUUUUUGAAGUCAUGAAAAUGACUCAAUCUCCAAAGGAUUUGGGGAGGGAAUGUUGAGCCUUUUUGCAUUUUUAAGUCACCUUUUUACAUGCAAAGUGUAUGUAAUUAUUUUUACUAAUGUGAGACAAGAAAGCAAAGUGACUUGUGGGAGGAAGAGUCUAAAGAAAGAUGUAAGUUUAUUUGCAGAGAAGAAAAACACAUUUAAACAAAAUUGUCAGUACCUAAUCCCUUCACCACCACUGGGAGAAAACAUGCAAAGAUCUCAACCCUGAGAUGCUCCUGCUUGCAAGUGAGCCAAUGCUUCCCAGCAGAACUCAUAUGCCAAGACCUGGAUUUCAAACAUCCCUCUCCAUUUGCUUAGCAUUGAACUGGAAGAACACUUAAGCCAAACCUUCCAGCAUAACUAGGCCCACAGGUGUCAUGCCCUACCUCGCCACAGUGCCACUCUGCACAUGGCCAAUUCUGGAACUGAUUCGAGCUAAAAAAGAUAACCAGGCCUAAAAAAUCUUCGGUUAGCUCCAGUCAGUUCCCCACCUGGCUGGCUGAGUGGUGGCAGAAGCAGUUGUAUUGGCCUGUGGGUGAGAGCAAGGGGCAAGUUUAAAGUGGUAUUUAAGCUAAGAGAAUGCUUGACAAACUGCAGAUUUGGUCAAACUCACCAUUUUAAUUGUGAUGAAACCAAGCUCUUCAUCCUUCCUUGUGACGCUUUGAUGUCUGUCUGGGAAGAGGCUGUAAUAUUCAGCUGCUUCUCAAGACACAGCACUAGUUCUGUUUUUCCCAAAAGUCCAGUAAUUCACCGUGCCAGGUCUCUGAGAUGUUCACCUGUGUUGACUUGCUCAAAGAAUUGCUUCAUCUCUAAUCUUCAUUUUCCAAAGUGGAAUGAUACGGUCACUUGUAUUCUUUAAAUGAUGAGAGUUGGUUUUUAAUCGGUGUUUGUAGAAAAUGGUAUCUGCAUAGCUCAAAGCAAGAACAUCCACUAUUGAAAUGGUUUGGUCAUAUAUCAUAAAAAAUUGCCACAGAAUUAGCUCAGGUUUAGAAGUAGACAGAAAAAGCACAGGGGAGGAAGGAGAGGAGACAAAUACUUCUCUCUGAUUGUGAUGAAAUAAAAAAUAUAAGCUCAUACAAACUGCUGUAACCUAAGGACAUCAUGAUCAGCAAAAUGCUCAUGUUCCAACUCCUACCAAAAAGACCCUUCAGGAAUGGGGGAUAGAAUCAGUCCCUUUCAAAAUACAGAAGAUAAAAUUUUGAUUUGGUUGCUCUCUUGCUGUAACAAAAAGGACUGGGUAUUGUAUGGCACUUUAUAAAUUCAGCUCUGGUGAUGAUAAUGUGAGUGCCUACGUGGGACAUCUGAGGGAAGUUCUGAAUAUGCAGACUCGCACCUGUUUCAGCAGCUGCUGAAUAACAGAUGUGUUGGGCCUUUGACAGCCGUAAUAUUGGUGGCAACAAUGAAAACUUUUUUCUUGCUUGAACUUAAGUUGUACUUGGUUUUAGGCCUUUUUAGCAAGUUAUUUGAGAACCCUGCAACUCCAGGACAGAGGUCUUCAUGAUGGUGGAGGGGCUGGGACCACAGCGUUCUGAUCCAGUUUGUGUUUUCAGAUCAUUAGUCCAGAUGUGUUCUCCCUGUCUACAUUGUUAAAGGGUAGGAUCUGUGCUGUCACUGGUGUGUUACUAAAACUCUUAAAGUAGCUUUUACUACUUUCAUGUCUAAAUUUUCACUUUGAGCACAAAGAAGAUGCCCACCGUGUUUCGUGGAGAAAAAUACAGAAUUGGAGAAUACAACAUUGGAGUUUAAGAAUGGGUUCUUUCGCCAUCCCCUGUCAACAUUAGUAAUUCUAUAGUAUGCCAAGAAGGACAUGGUCAUAGUUUGUUAUUCUUGGAGUGACUUGGCAGAUCUCUGAACAAGUGCUAAUGAUUUGGUGAAAAAAAUAAUUCUCAUGUGAUCGUGUUUCAGUGAACUAAAUUAGGAAUAUAGAGCCACAGGAUAUUUUAUGUACCCCAUCGAUUAUAUAGAGGAGUACUUGUUCUGCAUUACAGCAGUUGGUAGUCCAAUUUCAUAUCAUAUGCAAACUUGUGCAUGAUAACUAUUCACCAUUUAUAAUGAAUUCCUUAGUUUAGUUGUUCUGUGUUACAGUUCUAGCUGAGAGACAUACUACAUUCAUUUUCCUAUAUUCCUGUGAUGACACUGGAUGCAAAAUUACAUUGAUUUUUUUUUUUCAUUAAACCACUGAUUUUUUUAAAGAGCCACAACUAUAACAAUCCUAACCACUUCAUCUGAAGA